Molecule: messenger RNA, 4855 nt
Organism: Siniperca chuatsi (mandarin fish)
Lineage: Eukaryota; Metazoa; Chordata; Actinopteri; Centrarchiformes; Sinipercidae
Gene: mfge8b
Product: milk fat globule EGF and factor V/VIII domain containing b
Exons: 11
Coding region: 141-1598 (485 amino acids)
Molecular function (GO): calcium ion binding
Source: RefSeq, a predicted model, not a curated record
UGGGAGUUCAGAGCCGGCGCAGCACAACAAGCUCGAGCCACAGUCUCAACAACGUCCAAACCGCCGCUGUCCUCCAACGGUUCUGUCGUCUCUUUAACUAACGAACUACAACCAACCAACGACUGACAAAAACAGCAGCUAUGAAGGAGCAGACACGUUUUUUCCUUUGGCUGCAACUUUUCACAGCUUGUCUGGUGUUUGCGGUGAAGGGUGAUUACUGUAAAGUGAAUGUGUGCAGUAAUGGUGGAACAUGUGUGACUGGGGCAGGAGCUCCGUUUAUCUGUAUCUGCCCUGAUGGCUUCUCUGGAGAUACCUGCAAUGAGACUGAGACUGGGCCCUGCAACCCCAAUCCGUGCAAGAAUGAUGCCAUCUGCGAGGUGACAGGCCACUCCCGCCGAGGUGACGUCUUCAGCGAGUAUGUCUGUAAGUGCCAGCCAGGCUUCGAGGGAGUCCACUGCCAGAACAGUGUCCAAGGGGCAGAUUUAAGUUCACAAAAAGAUGUGAAUGACUGUGCCGGCCAGCCAUGCGAGAAUGGUGGCACCUGCAGGGACCUGGAUGGAGAUUUUAAAUGCCACUGCCCAUCCCCUUAUGUGGGCAAACAUUGCCAACUGCGCUGUAUUUCUCUGCUCGGCAUGGAGGGAGGGGGCAUCGCUGAGUCCCAGAUCUCAGCCUCAUCAGUCCGUUACAGCAUGCUGGGCCUGCAGCGCUGGGGACCUGAGCUCUCUCGCCUUCACAACAAGGGACUGGUUAACGCCUGGAGCGCCGCUGCACAUGACAAGAACCCAUGGAUAGAGAUCAACUUGCAAAGAAAGAUGCGCUUUACAGGUAUCGUGACGCAGGGUGCCAGUCGCAUGGGAACAGCCGAGUUCAUCAAGGCCUUCAAGGUGGCCUCCAGCCUGGACGGCAAGAUGUACACCAUGUACAGAACAGACGGAGAGAUGAAGGACCGUGUAUUCAUUGGAAACGUGGACAACGACGGCACCAAGACCAACCUGUUUGAUCCCCCAAUCAUUGCCCAGUACAUCCGCAUUGUCCCUGUGGUGUGUCGCAAGGCCUGCACCCUGCGCAUGGAGCUGGUGGGCUGUGAGCUCAACGUGUAUUCAAACACUUCAGGUUGUUCAGAGCCGAUGGGCAUGAAGUCCCGGUUAGUGUCUAACCGCCAGAUCACGGCCUCCAGCACCUUCCGCACUUGGGGCAUCGAGGCCUUCACCUGGCACCCUCACUACGCCCGGCUGGACAAACAGGGCAAGACCAACGCCUGGACCGCCGCCACCAACAACCAAUCUGAGUGGCUGCAGGUGGACCUGCAGUCUCCCAAGAAGAUCACAGGAAUCAUCACACAAGGGGCCAAAGACUUUGGCUCCAUCCAAUUUGUCACAGCAUUCAAAGUGGCUCACAGUUAUGAUGGACAGUCCUGGACCAUCGUGAAGGACGAGACCACAAGGACAGACAAGAUCUUCCCAGGCAACAGCGACAACAACGUUCACAAAAAGAACAUCUUUGAGCCCCCGUUCUACGGCCGAUAUGUCCGCAUUCUGCCGUGGGAGUGGCACGAGCGCAUCACCCUGCGAAUGGAGCUUCUGGGCUGUGACGAGUAGCACCGCCUUGGACCUGCCUGGACCCCCCCCCCACCACCACCUUCCUUCUCCUCCUUUCUCUACCUCUUCCUCUUCCCUCCCUCCCUUCUCCACUCCUGAGCCACACCUGCACUGCCUUGCUCUCAGCCCUAGGGGCCAGCAAACACCAGAGUAGCACACCACCACCCCAACCCUGGCUGGUUGGAGGUGGGCGAUGUUACCCUUACCCACUGUUACCAGGGCCCUGAUUGAGUUUAGCUUACAGUGUCCCCUCUUUGUUCAUUUCCUGAAUUGAUCUUUUCCACCUGAACCAAAUAUGUGAUCAUUUCAAGAAACAACUGUAUAUUUUCUUUGUUCCCGAGCUGAGAUGGGGUCAGAUUUUUAUCCCACCUACCGGCUAAAUCAAAGGUGGUGACUUCCUCAUCCCUGUAUCAGAGGUCAGGGGUAAUAGGACUGCUGCUGUAUCAGUUGGUGCUGCCUAGACUCUGAUCCUAGAUCAGUUCUACCUGGAACAUUGAACCUCCAAGACCCACGGCUGGUGAUGUACAUAAGCUCUUGCACACGUCCUGUAACCGAACACUUCACCUCCCCUCAAGACACACACACUAUAUAUUAUCUUGAGAGGAUACAUUGACACUUAUGGUUGAUUAUUUUUCUUUACCAAAAAGUGAAUCUGCACAUAACAAAAUCUGAAUAAUACAUUGGCAAGUAACCUUUGUCUUUAAAUCUGGUAAGAAACAUGCUUGUUGCUCCUUAGUGGGAAAAACUAGCAAGUAACACCAAAUAGUUUGCAUCCAAUUUACAAUCAGAUUUGCCAUAUUUUUGUCUUUGCUGAGCAAAAAUAAGAGACUCAAAAUCUCAAGGUUUCCCAGCGUGAGUUCUUCAGUAUUCCUAGUAUUUCUCUGCAGUGGUUUGGACAGUAAAAUCCUCAGUUCAUGUUUCCUACAGUGCAUUUGUUUGAACUGCUCUACUUUUAACAUCCAAGGUGUAAACAUAGUAUUCACUCUGGUAAAACAUAUACGUGUAGCAGCCAAUAACAGAAGAGCGAACAUCCCACUAUUUACACAAAUCCUUAUUUUUACAGAACAUGUUUACGAAAGUUUAACUUUUACCAAGCUCUAUCUAUUUCUGUGAGACCACAGCCUCAUUUGGAGGCUUCAGGCCAAAUCAGUGUAAAGUCAUCAACUCAUCUUGGGCCAAUGUGUCCUCAUCCUUCUUUCUGUGGGUUUAUUUUAAAAAAAAAAAAAAAAAAAAAAAAAAAAAAGGUAUAUGGUGCACUGACGCAGACACGCACAGAACAAAAGAUUAAUCAGACACAUUAAAUCUGUCAUUGUGGGACAUAAUCAGUCAAUGGACCAUCACAGUCAGUCAGUUAAGCAGCCGAACAGAUGUGAUCUCAAAGCCAGAGGAGACUCACUGACAGACAGGAUGUUAUAAACAAAAGACAAAAAGAGUUUGAGAUCAUUAAGUGAAAGAGAAGAGGCACUUUAUUGCUCUUGAGGAAAUGAAUAAUAGUCGUCGCCUGAGAUUUACACAUGUUGUGACAUGUUUAACCAAAAAAAGGACCUCUUACACAAGAACUCUUGAACUUCUGAAGUCUUACAUUAUUCAUUCAAACAAUGAUAUGACCUUUGGACAGUCAUUUUUUUAGUCGCUUGAUUACAUUAUUAUUAUUCUUUUUACAUGUGACAGUUAUUCCAGUAUUCAUUAUGUUAUUGGCUGCUACAGCGGGAUGUGUAUCAAAUUUGGUUUAUUUAAAAAAAUAAAAAUAAAAUAAAGUCACAUUUAUGGUCAGUUUAUAGUUGAUUAGUCUCAUCUUUGAACUGGCUGUUUGAAGUGGAAAGAUUCUGAAAAGAAGUAUAUGUAGAGAUUUUUCUCACCGUCUGUGACUCUCAGAACCACUUCAGAUCUCACUUUUUUUAUUGCUGACGGGACUCUUGGAAUGAUAGACAGCUAUCAGUGUAUUAAACAUCACCAUAGUGUUUUGCUAGAAUGACAGUAUUAAAUCAAUGUUAAUCCAAGAAUUGCAUUUAUUACUAAUUGGUAAGCAUCAUAAACUCAGAGAUUAACAAUAGCGGAGAGGCUGCAAUUUCAAACUUUAUGAUGGAUGUUAUCAUCUCAGGUCCUAAUGUACAGUAAAUGCUACUGAAACUCUACUAAUUCACUCACUCGGCUGUGCUUCUAGAUGUGUUCACACAGUUUCACUUUUUUUUAUGGCACUUUGAUGUUUGUGUUUUGACGUUUGAAAUAUCCAAAAACCAAAAAGGAAAAACACACAAAAAAAACAGUAUUGUGCGUUGAAGAACAAACGGUAAACAUAUUCAUUACUACAGGUAGAAGUUUAAAAAAAAAAAAAAAACGAAGUAAAAAAACCAAUAAAAGAAGAUAUACUGGCAGUUCAGUUUCUUUGUUGGAUUAAACUGAUCUUUGAAAGUCUGGAGGUAUCCCUUCGGUUGUUUAGUGUUAAUAUGUGACAUGCAUAUAUACAGUACUUUUGUACUGAAAUCUGUCCGUAUUAGUAGAUGUUAAUGUUUGCUGCAGACCAUCUAUUUAGGGUCCAACAUUAUGCCUCCAGUUCAAAGCUGAGGCCUUGCUGAUAAGACUGUAAGAGAGAAACCAAAUUAAAACAGAUUUUUACGGUUCCACUGCACAUGUGACUCGACCCGCCAUAUCAUCAGCUUCUGCCGCCCCCGUCACAGUAUUCUAAACCUUUCCACCCCAUGAAUUAUGAAUUAUGGGCUUGUGCAAUAUUAUACUGUGUUAGUUUUGAUAACAAUGAAUAUUAAUUCAAGAUCCUUUAAAAAUGCAUGAGGGGAUAGCAGUGUCACUGAGAGGUCGAGGGUGGAUGUUUGUGUCAAACACUGUACAAUAUUUAUUAUUGUUGCAGAUGAUUCCGUAAGACACGCUUGUUAUCUGCAUGCAUUUUAUUGACUAGUGUUACACAGUUUGAGUUCAACCGAUUUGAAUUUAUUGGUGACAUAGUUUCAUUUUUUUUUUUUUUCUCUAUCAUCAUUCAAAGUGUUGUAGAUAUCUUGUUCCCCCCGCUGUUCAGGUUUUCUAUGAUUGAUCAAAAAAAUUGAUGACAUUGAUGUGUUUUUAUGGUAAUAUAUGAGUUAAUUUCUUGCUAUAAUGUUGACCUCAUAGAAUUUUGACUGGAUUAGAAGUUUUUUUUAUUUUAUUCCAGUAUUGUGUUUCUAAGAGGAUUGCUUUAUGUUUUGGCCUUUGUAUCUUAAAAUGAAUAAAUAAUGAAUAAGAAUAAAUAAAUCAUUUUAAAAACA